GUCUAUAGGAUAAUGAAAUAUAUACGUAGUAAAAAACACAAAAAUCCUUAAAAAAAAUUCCGUUGCCGGGACUUGAACCCGGGUCUCUCGGGUGAGAGCCGAGUAUCCUGACCAACUAGACUACAACGGAUCAGUUGCUAACAAUUCUUCACGAAUUUUGUAAUAUAAAUAAAAAUAAAUAAAAAUAACAUUGCUAAUAUAAAUAAAAAUAACAUCAUAAACCCUCAUUGAAUGACACGUGUCCGUAAAAUUCUCCAAUUUCCCCUGAUCCAAACACACCCCGCCCAAAAAUCAACCUGAACACAUACAUUCCUUUCCCUUCCCUUCCCUUCCAUUUCUCUUAAUUUUCUCUCUCCUCCACUUUUUCUUCAACAAUGCCUUCCAUAUAAAUACCAAAUCCUUCGAUUUUCAACCUUCAGAUCUACAUUUUCAUACAUUUCUUCAGAUAAUCAACAAUUUUAGAGAGAGAAAACAAUGGAGGCGCAACUUGUUGAGAGGUUGGAGAAGGCAGUUGCUCGAUUGGAGGCGAUUUCUUCUUCGUCAUCUUCUUCUAGAAGCGUCGAUUUUUCCGGCGAAGAUGCGGUGGUGGAUCCUUCGAUUGUCGCUUUGGAUGAUCUGAUCGCCAAUUAUGUUGGUAGGGUUUACGACGCUGCUCAGAAGAUCGGCGGUAAAGUGUUGGAAUCUACGGAGAUUCUUCGUGAUGCGUUUUCUGCUUUGCGUGAGCUUCUUGUUAAAGUUAAGCAAACUCAGAAACCUGACAUGGCUGGGUUGGGUGAGUUUCUAAAACCACUGAAUGAAGUGAUUAUGAAAGCUAAUGCCUUGACUGAGGGGAGGCGGUCUGAUUUCUUCAACCAUCAGAAAUCUAUUUCCGACAGCCUUGCAGCUUUGGCAUGGAUUGCAUAUACUGGCAAAGACUGUGGUAUGAGUAUGCCUAUUGCACAUGUGGAAGAAAGCUGGCAAAUGGCUGAAUUUUAUAGCAACAAGGUUCUGAUUGAGUACAAAAAUAAGGAUCCUAAUCACGUGGAAUGGGCCAAGGCUUUGAAGGAGCUCUAUUUACCAGGUUUGAGGGAUUAUGUUAAGAGUUUCUAUCCACUGGGACCAGUUUGGAGUACCUCUAGCAAAGCUACUGUUGCUGCUGCACCUAAAGCCCCAGGACCAGCUGCUCCUGCACCACCACCUCCACCUCCUGCUUCACUCUUCUCUGCUGAUUCUGCUAAACCUUCUUCAUCACAACCAAAGGUAGGGAUGUCUGCUGUUUUUCAAGAAAUCAGUUCUGGUGGAGCUGCUACAUCAGGCCUGCGAAAGGUUACAGAUGAUAUGAAGGCAAAGAACCGGGCUGACCGUAGUGGUGUUGUUCCUGUUGUGGAUAAGGAACCUCGUGCUAAAUCUUCUGCAUUUUCCAAAACAGGGCCUCCAAAGCUGGAGCUUCAGAUGGGUCGUAAGUGGGCUGUUGAAAAUCAAAUUGGGAAGAGGGAUUUGGUAAUUAGUGAAUGUGAUUCAAAGCAGUCAGUUUAUGUUUUUGGGUGUAAAGAUUCAGUUUUGCUGAUACAAGGAAAAGUUAACAAUAUCACUGCUGAUAAAUGCACUAAGACGGGGAUUUUAUUUAAGGAUGUUGUAGCAGCCUGUGAGAUUGUUAACUGCAAUGGUGUGGAGGUCCAGUGCCAGGGUUCAGCUCCAACAAUUUCAGUGGACAAUACAUCUGGUUGUCAAAUAUAUCUGAGCAAAGAUUCUUUGGAGGCAUCUAUAACCACUGCCAAGUCAAGUGAGAUCAAUGUGAUGGUACCUGCUUCUGAGGCUGAUGGUGAUUGGGUAGAGCACUCCCUUCCGCAGCAGUACAUUCACACAUUCAAGGAUGGUCAGUUCGUGACAUCUCCAGUUUCCCACUCUGGUGGCUAAACUUUAUAAUCUCCCGCUGCAGAUUUAUUUAGGUUAUCCGUGAGUCAUCUCAUGAUUAAGUUUUGUUUGUCAAGGCUAAGAAGUGCAUAUUCCAUACUUCCAGUCUGUUUUGAAUAUGUUACCACUGGGUUUUUGAAACAAAGGGUUUUGCAUUAGGCUUUCUUACCCCCCCCCCCCCUCUUCUCUAAUUUAUUCUUUUAUUGAUUCAGCUGUUGUAUUAUGCAUGCUGUUUGUGGGUGAGGUUGUUGCUUUGUACAAGGUGCCUUUGUUUGAUUUUUCAAGCGCACUCCUGUAAGAACUCAUACUUUGUAUCGUUGUUUCUUCAGUGCUGUUAUUAAUAGUGUCUUUUUGGUUUGUUUGAA
Messenger RNA from Chenopodium quinoa (quinoa), 2258 nucleotides. RefSeq names its product cyclase-associated protein 1-like. Gene Ontology annotation, molecular function: actin binding; adenylate cyclase binding. Gene Ontology annotation, biological process: regulation of adenylate cyclase activity; cytoskeleton organization. The record is from RefSeq and is a predicted model, not a curated record. NCBI's taxonomy places the organism in Eukaryota, Viridiplantae, Streptophyta, Magnoliopsida, Caryophyllales, Amaranthaceae. Gene Ontology annotation, cellular component: cytoplasm. The coding region runs from base 475 to 1896 and encodes 473 amino acids. The transcript has 10 exons.